AUGAGUCUCCAGACCCAUCAACAGGCCCUUCAGAUCAGCAAUUUCCGAGGCAGAUGCCCAGCGCCCUAUGCUCCUGCCCCAGCAGUACUGAGCAGAGUCCCGUGGACCCCCAUGGCUCCCCCCGUGGAGCGAACGCCCCUGGCCCACUGCCUCGUCCUGCUGCACAGCCUGCUGCUGCUGUUGCCCAGAGGAGUAUCCUGCCGGGGGGCCACACGGGCCCCGGAGUCCCCCUGUCAUAGAGCUGAACACCCACUCAUCUCUCACACAGAAAUCGAGCCUUGGAUCCACCGAUUCAGAUCUGAGGGCACCGUUGAUUAUUCACAGCUGACCUUUGACCCCGGCCAGAACGAACUAAUCGUGGGCGCAAGAAAUCAUCUCUUCAGGCUACAUUUAGAGGAUCUUUCAUUGAUCCAGGUGGGUGAAAAA
Sinocyclocheilus anshuiensis is the source of this 426-nucleotide messenger RNA. Its product is annotated as semaphorin-5A-like. Gene Ontology annotation, molecular function: protein binding. The annotation marks the transcript as partial. The transcript has 3 exons. The record is from RefSeq and is a predicted model, not a curated record. Lineage: Eukaryota; Metazoa; Chordata; Actinopteri; Cypriniformes; Cyprinidae.